GUUUUCUGUACAAAUGAGGAAGAACUCGCUAUAUUGUAGGCUUCCCGUAGACCAGAGCUAUUAAUGUUUGUUAUAUCUGAGCUAUACUUCUGGCAGCACUGGAGCUGUCAUACGCUAUUCCCCAUACACACCGUGGUAUGAACAACUACCUUCCAUACACACCGUGGUAUGAAUAGCUAGAUUCUAUAUACACUGCGAUCGCUUCCGCUACCGUUCUACGACACUUGAAGAAGAGAAGCCGAACUACAAGCACUACAGGACUACAAAUAUAUUUAGAUAGAGAUAAAACAGUUCGGUUGUACAAUUUACUUAAUUACGGUUCCGCCCCAUCUACAACAAUUUGGCGACGAGAAGUACGAAGCUACGUGAAUGUGCUAGGCGCAAUACAUAUACAAACAAGUUGCUGCAUCGUGAAUUUGGCUGUCUACUGCGUAAUUUUACAUCACAAUGGCGCUUCCUAACCCGGUUGUCGACGAUCCGGCAGUCGCCAGUCCCGCUUUGCCUGCUGUGAGUGGUUCUGCGGUACCAGUUACAUUUCAUUUCGAGCCAUUCAAUCCUGCUUCAUCGAAAUUUGACCGAUGGUUAAAUCGACUACAAAUUUCAUUCCGGAUUUACCACGUGCGUGAAGCCGAUAAACGCGAUUUUCUGCUACACUACAUGGGCGGCCCUACAUACGAUGUGCUGUGCAAUAAGCUGAAAAAUGCUGAGCCACAUACAAAAACGUACGACGAGAUUGUAGCUCUACUGAAGGAACAUUACAGUCCUACUCCUUUGGAAAUACUGGAGAAUUUCAAGUUCGCGAGCCGUAAACAGCUAGAGCAAGAAACUCUAAGCGAUUACCUGAUGCAUUUAGAGAAGCUCGCCCAAACAUGCAAUUUCGGGGACUACAUGGACAAGGCCCUCCGGAACCAGUUCGUUUUUGGCAUCCAGAACCGUGUGAUACAGUCUCGAUUGCUGGAAGUGCGCGACUUAACCUUGACAAAGGCAAAGGAGAUCGCAUUCGGAAUGGAAAUGUCUCAUCGUGGAACCGAUGAAAUGCACAACUCACGUCAAAAAAGUGAGGUUCAGCACAUCGAGCAUGGAGCAAACAAAACUAAAAAAAGUUUCCAGUCAUCGAGCCAAGCCAGUUCCAGUCAAAGUUCCGGUCGCCUGUCGAACAAGCAGAAUGGUGGAAAUAAACGAUGUUAUCGUUGCGGGGAUCCUGACCACUACGCAGACAAAUGCAAACAUAAAGCUACGAUCUGCAAAUACUGCAAGAAAGCGGGGCAUCUUGAGAGGAUGUGUCUCACCAAGACCAACGAGAAGGGGACGGAUGACGCACAUCACCUGGAGGAGCAGCCGUGUGUUAUGAAGGAUGUGUUACACCUGAACGCGAUCCAAGGUAUUGCUGGGUCAGCGGACUUGCCGGUGGACCAAAGGUUGCGUCGUUCUCUGCGGACCAUCAAGCCUCCGCAAAGGCUCAACCUAUAACAACGAAUUCUAUUUUGCGCGGAAGAGCUGUUAUAUCUGAGCUAUACUUCUGGCAGCACUGGAGCUGUCAUACGCUAUUCCCCAUACACACCGUGGUAUGAACAACUACCUUCCAUACACACCGUGGUAUGAAUAGCUAGAUUCUAUAUACACUGCGAUCGCUUCCGCUACCGUUCUACGACACUUGAAGAAGAGAAGCCGAACUACAAGCACUACAGGACUACAAAUAUAUUUAGAUAGAGAUAAAACAGUUCGGUUGUACAAUUUACUUAAUUACGGUUCCGCCCCAUCUACAA
Molecule: messenger RNA, 1766 nt
Organism: Anopheles coluzzii
Lineage: Eukaryota; Metazoa; Arthropoda; Insecta; Diptera; Culicidae
Exons: 2
Coding region: 448-1470 (340 amino acids)
Molecular function (GO): zinc ion binding; nucleic acid binding
Source: RefSeq, a predicted model, not a curated record